This is a messenger RNA of Mya arenaria, 4137 nucleotides long. RefSeq lists its product as uncharacterized. The transcript has 11 exons. The record is from RefSeq and is a predicted model, not a curated record. Gene Ontology annotation, biological process: protein phosphorylation. Lineage: Eukaryota; Metazoa; Mollusca; Bivalvia; Myida; Myidae. Bases 252 to 3527 code for a protein of 1091 amino acids. Gene Ontology annotation, molecular function: ATP binding; protein kinase activity.
AUUAUGGUCUACUACAAAUAUUUCCUUCUUUGUUUACCGUGACAGCCUCAUGUCUGUACACGAAUCACAAGUCUAGUAAUGGAAACGCUUGAAUAAUAUAGUAAAAUUUUCAGGGAACAACAUACUAUAUGACGGUUUUUAUUAUGGAAUAAACUAAAAUAUUAUACCCGUCCAGUAUAUCGCUAUUGGAUGUGAUAUUUGGUGAACGUGCGAUAAUAACUCGCCAAACCACAUGACAAUCGAUCCUAAACAUGGCGGCACAAUACAUUGUGGCAGACGACAAUCUCCUACAGGAGGACGAGAAAAUAGACAAACUGAACAUGAAAGAGGCCAUAAUGAUGUGCAGGAAACAUAAAAUUGAGUUCUCCCAGAUAAAACAGCUGCAUAAGUUAAGACAGGAAAUAAAACUUCACCGGUUGAGUAAAGGGAGUUCAAGAGAGCAAUUCGAAGACUUCUUCCAAGAGCAUACUAAUGAUGAACAGCCCAGAAAAGAUGCAAUGUGCGACGUGUUCGAACAAACGAUAGAGUAUACAAGAGUGAUCCAAAGCGCCGAAGAAACAGCUGUCGAAGAACUGGUGAAAGCUUUCCCUAAUAUCAUAGCUCAGUUGGAAAGUGAAUGCAUGAAAGUGAAACACCAGGUCGCCCCGAUUCUAGUUCUAGGUGAAACUGGCUCCGGCAAGUCCACAUUCAUCAAUCUACUUCUUGGAGCAGAAAUUUUGCCGAGUUCACUUUUAAGCAACACGCACGUCAUCUGCAAAAUCAGGUACAGCGACAACCAGACCUAUAAAGCAAUAUGUUACCCUGUUGAUGACCGGGAACCAGAUAUCGAGAUUACCGACAACGAGAGUAGGUUUAAAGCGAAAAUUGCAGAAAUGGUCCAAGCAAUCAAAGACGGCACACCAGUCUACAAACGAGCAGAAAUAUACCUACCUUACAACAUUCUUAAGGGCGGUCUCACAAUAGUGGACAGUCCUGGUGUAGGUGAAACGGCGGAGAUGGAAAAUUUAGUUCUAGACUAUGUUGUCAACGCUGCAGCAUUCAUCUACGUUAUCGAUAUAACAAACGCCGGUGGUGUUCAGGAAAGAGUUGAGCGACUUUUGCAGAAUGUUUGCAGAAGAGCACUGACUGACGAAACGCUGAUGCGCCCAGAAAUAGCAAUAUUUAUCUGCAAUAAAUGGGAUGAGGUUGAGCUUGACGAUCGAGAAGAUGUACUGCAAGACACACGGAAAAAGAUAAAGAAACUGUGGCCAGGGUGCGAAGAUGAUCAGAUCAUACCAUUUUCAACAGUGGAAGCCCAGUAUAUCCAAAGCCAAAAAGGAGUAGCGCCAAAGUUUUCACUCCUUCUUGGCAAACUGAAGCGACUGAUGCCUGAAGCACAGGAUAUGGUGAUAUUAAAAGGAUGCAGUGUAUUGAAGACGUAUUUGGACCGAAGUAGAACCAUUUUUGAAACAAGGCUGAAGUACAUCAAAUUGGACGGCGACAAGAAGCUUGAAAUGAGAACAAAAACAAAAGGACGGUUGCGCGAGAUUCAAAAUAAAGUCGAGGCGUUUUUCCAAGACCAAAGAGCACUGUUAUCAGAUGACGUAAACAAAACGACCAAUAAUCUCAGAGAAUAUCUUUCAAAGGAAAAAACAAAGGCGUCAGUGUGCAGUUUCUCUGAAAGUGAGUUACCAACUGAGCCUGAAUGGGAAAAGGCAGCUAUACAAGUUCGUUUGAAAGUCUACGAGCGAAUAAGAUCACACAUUCGUAUUUGGGAGUCAGAACAUUUGGACAAAACAAUCACUGUAAGACUUCAGGAUGCCAUUCUAAAGGAGUUUCCGUCACUGGAAUCAGAGCUAACAAAUGUAGAAAAUGAGUUAGCUGGUCGACCAGAAGUAGACGCCAAAAAGGCACUAACUAUUACUGAGGAGGACACAAGCGUUAUUCCAAACUUCAUGCAGAACAUAGCUGGAAUGCCUGCGGCAAAGAAAAUACUUCUCGCUCCUCUUCUACCGCUUCUUUUGAUAGGGAUGGUAGGUCGACUACCGUAUGUUGGUUUUAAGCAGCUAGAACGGCUUAUAUCAGUGAACAUUAUGACCAAAGAAUUCCUUGCUGCAAAAGGUAGUACCGAAAAGAUGGUAGCUGUUUGCAAGAAGUAUGCAGAAAAAGUAUUUAACUCAAUAACUGAUCGAAUCAGUCUCAAAGAAGUGAUUAAAGAAGAUAUGCAAAUGCUUUUCGACCUUCUUGAUGGUCAAGAAAACAAAAUGAAAAGGCAAAUACGAUUGGACCUUGACCUUUUGCAAAAACUAAAGGCUGAAAUGAGACAGGAUGCUGAUAUCGAAAAGGUCUAUGAGCCAUUGAAUGCCAAAUUUAAGAUCCUGUCUUUUCAGCUAAAUCAUUUCAUGGUGAUGCAUUUCCCGACAUCGAUUCCAAACUUAACUGUUGCACAAGCGAAAAACAUUGAAAUAGGUGACACAGUCAUUUGCUCGGGCAUCAUGGCAGAAAUAAAAACUGCCCGAAGAUAUAGUUUGCCAUUUGCUAAUAGAUCAACGGAUGUCUGUAUUCGAAGGCAAAAACACAAGGUGGAGUUCGCAGAUGUGGACAGAUACAAGCAAAUAUUGAAGGCAUAUGGAGACACUGGCAAGGUUAACUUUCAGAAGUGCCUGUGCUUCUGGACAUCUGGUGGUUCGGAAGACAGAUUAUGUCAGGUCUUCGAACCGCUUCAGUGCAGCCUUAGAAUGUACCUUGACUUGAAGACCGGGGAUCCCGAUUUCAUGAACAAUAGAUACAAUAGCUACCUCAAGAUGAUGAGAAGUAUUGUUGUUGGCCUCGAGUAUAUGCACGAUGAAUCAAGAAAAUGGGUUCAUUUCGACUUGUCCCUGGACACUAUUGGGGUGGACAUGACUGGCGAAGUGAAGUUGACCAAUAUAUGCCUUGAAAGACCAGUUAGUAUCCCACUUCCAAAGAAGGGUAAAGUCAAAAUUGUUGACUAUGUUCAUUUGUCGCCAAGAUUAUUGAAAAUAGAGAUGCUAGGGGGAAGUGUGAACUUCAUUAAAAGUGUAAAAAUGAAUAACAGUAGAAUUGGCAGGGAUGGUUCAGGACACGACUGUGACGGCGUUUGCUACACAUCCCGAGACGACAUGUACAGUGUUGGAAUGGUCAUGUGGGAAAUGUGGACAGGUGAGAAGUUUGAAGCAAAGAAAGGCAUUAUUGCGAUAGACGAAAGUGUAUCGACAGAUGACGAAUGUUCAUCAGAACUCGAAGAAACAGUUGGCGAAACAAACCGACUGGAGGCCAUUCGUGGAGUCAUGCAAAGCAAAGGCAUUCGAGGAAGUUUAAUUGAAGUGCUUGAGAAUCUGAAACCCUGCAAAAAGUUAAUAACACACGAAGACAGCGAAGGGUGUGUUUCAAGGGCUUGGUGGGACACCAUGUGUACAUGCAUAAACUUAGAAAAAAACAUGACAGCCAGCCAAUGGCUUAAAAGUUUGUCUGAUUGUCAUGCGUUUCCGCUUGUCUCCAUUGUGCAUGGAAAGCAGGGUCAUGAAUGAGACACAAGAUGUGCUAGAAAGCUUUGGCGUUUGCCCAUUGCCACUAAACCGGGUUUAUGUUUAAACUUUUUUAUACUGAGCAUGUUUCUGUAGCUUUUUGCAUAAAUAUUAAACUGUUUUUUGAAAGUUAAGGUACAAUGAACUUGUGGUUUAUGAAACAAAAGAAGAAAGAUCAACGUCUAAGGAAUGCCUGUGCAUGCAGUGUUUGACAGAAACAGCUUAACUGUUAUUAAUCAUUUAUACACAUACUAACAUAAACAUUUCUUCCUCAUCAAUAUCCGCGCUAUGUGCAAUUUGAAAUGGGAUAAUGCAUAAUUAUGUUUAUAUAAGAAUUAUACUGUGAUUCGGAUCAAGACCAUAAUGGCAUCGGCUCGUAGUCAUCAAGAAUAUUCUUUUUCAAAAUACUGGCCCUUUUGUUACAGUUUAAAAAAGUGAACACUUUCAGCAGUUUAAUUACAUGUGCUAUAUAUGCAAGUAAAACCAGUAUUGUUUAACCAAGCAUAAUACAGUAUACUGUAUAGAACCUGGUUAACCAAUACUGAACUAGAUCAUUGAUGAGCUUGUCCAUGAACAAAUAGUUCUUAUUUAUAGCUUCAGUGUGGAGUGCUUC